Molecule: messenger RNA, 2496 nt
Organism: Gekko japonicus
Lineage: Eukaryota; Metazoa; Chordata; Lepidosauria; Squamata; Gekkonidae
Gene: RAB32
Product: RAB32, member RAS oncogene family
Exons: 3
Coding region: 264-935 (223 amino acids)
Biological process (GO): phagosome-lysosome fusion; endosome to lysosome transport
Cellular component (GO): lysosome; late endosome; trans-Golgi network
Molecular function (GO): GTPase activity; GTP binding
Source: RefSeq, a predicted model, not a curated record
UAACUUGCAGAGUUUCCGCGUCCUGUGACUGUAGUCAGGUGGUUCCCCCGCUUCGCUUUUUCUCUCGCCCCCUCCCGUCUGUAGUAGGGACACCUUCCCGCCGAAGGCAGAAGUGGGACAAAGAAAGUUUCUUCGGUACUACAGGCAGGGAGGCCGCCGGGAAGCGACUGUGCAGCCAGGCAGCCUUUCCCCGCUCCCGCCUGUCUCGGGGGGUCCUCUGAGAGGAUGAGAAGCGACUGGGGGGGUUGCAGGCAGCAGGCAACAUGAGGAUGGCUGGAGGGGAGCGAAGCGGCGGGGGUUCCACCGGAGCGGCGGAAUGCCGGGAACAUCUCUUCAAGAUCCUGGUCAUUGGUGAGCUGGGCGUGGGCAAGACGAGUAUCAUCAAGCGUUACGUCCACCAGCUCUUCUCCCAGCAUUACCGGGCUACUAUCGGCGUAGACUUCGCCCUCAAAGUCCUCAACUGGGACAACAAUACGCUGGUGCGGCUACAGCUUUGGGAUAUCGCAGGUCAAGAACGUUUUGGCAAUAUGACCAGAGUGUAUUAUAAAGAAGCUGUAGGUGCUCUUGUUGUCUUUGAUGUUACAAGAGGCUCAACAUUUGAUGCAGUUUGCAAGUGGAAACAUGAUUUGGACAGUAAAGUGCUUCUCCCAAAUGGUAACCCUGUCCCUGCAGUUCUCCUUGCCAACAAAUGUGACCAGAAAAAAGAUGGUGGGCAGAAUCUUUCCUCAAUGGAUCAGUUCUGCAAAGAUGGAGGUUUUGUUGGGUGGUUUGAAACCUCUGCAAAGGACAAUAUCAACAUUGACGAAGCCACUCGGUUCCUGGUGGAACACAUCCUUGCAAAUCUCAAAACCUUCCCUAGUGAAGAGAAUGAUGUAGGGCACAUAAAGCUGGACCCGGAUCCACUGAAAGCAGAAAGUAGAUCACAGUGCUGUUAAUAGGACUGUAAUGCGUCACUGGCAUAAAUUGAGAGCGGCUCCUCUCAUCUGGCUGCUGCUAUGGUGCUGAAUCACAACUAUUCUAGUGGGAUAUUGAUCACAAUCCAGGGUGUUUACACACUUCUUUUUUUUUUUUCUUGUCAAGUAGGACUUCAAGUAAUUUUGUUUAUGUUUUCAUUUUGGUUAUGAACCGGAACUGUCUAGUAGCACAAUCAAAAGAUGGGCACAGACAAAAAGAGGGUAAUUUUUCAUCACAAGUGUUGGCAUGAGAGGCUCAGCCUUGAUAUUUUCUUCUGUGCUGUGCAGCUUCAGAAAUAGAACAGGAAUGUUGGUCUGAAUGAAAGUGUUCAUUCUGAUAAGCAUUUUUUAUCGUCCCUUUAAUAUAUGUAACAAUCUGCUAUGGCUGGCAUUUGUCUGCUGUUCCUCUUCAAUACCAACCUCUUUAUUUGACAUCAAGACCACAGAACCUUAGAUGCUUAACAGCCAAAAUUCACAGUUUCUGAAUAUUGUAAUAUUGAUAUGCAAUAGCAUGUAUUCCUAAUUCAUGGUGUACUUCAAAUGUAGAAAAAGACUAAUUCUUUGAAAAGAAGAUGAAGCUGGUGGAAAGGGAGUGUUGUUGACGUUUCCCACCAGAUUAUAAAUUACUAACUCAUCUCUGACUUCUGCAAGUAUCCUAGAAAGUUUAAGAAGUCCUAUUCUGCAUAUCGAAACCUUUUAAAGACCAGUCAACUGUUAUUGCACAGGUAUCAUCUUUGGCUAAAUACUUAUGAUGGGCUGGAGUGAAUCAUGGAAUUGAUUACUGAUUGUUUUAGGAAACAGAGGGGGAGACACAGAAAGCUGCUUCUAGUCUUGUAAUUUGUAGGUAUUCAUACUAAUGCAGUCCUUCUUCAUCAUGCUGCUUUUGUACUCCCUGUCUCUUGCCACUUUUAACUGUUUUUAACACAAGGACUCUGACUUGAUAAGGGUGUUACAUUUCAUGUGCUAGUACAAUUUGCAAACCUGUAUGUAAUCUAAAAUGGUGUAAAAGUAGGAAAAUGGUGUGGAGUGUUAAUCUUGUUCUUGAAAAAGUUACAUUGACCACUUGCUGAUAGUGCUUAUGAUUAUUUGGGAUAUAAUUUCUGGGGGGGGGGGGACUAGAGUCACUCUCAUUGUACAUUAUAGCAUAAACUACUUGGAAUACUAUAUCGUCCUCAGCACUUGGUCUGCCGUAGUAAGCCAGCUGCCAUGAAUUCUAAAAUACUUUCUUUUAGCCUAACGUUCUUAAGGCUUAAACUAGGUCAUAAAUCCUUGUUAAGUGCCCAGAAUUAGAUUUGUUAAGAUUUCUGAUGUCAGAAAUUUUUUAUAGUGCAUAUGCACAGAUCUACAGUUUUUAUAAGAUAUAUUAAGGCACUUUGUCACUUAAUUACAGAUCCAACAAGCAUCUCCUUUAUUCCCCCACCCAUUCUAACCUGUGCUAAUGUUGUUGAAAUCAUAAACACUUCUAACUUAAUUGUUCCAAAACGUCUGUCAACCUAAAUAUUUGGAAUGCUUUUUGAUCUUUGGAUCCAAACACUGAACUGAG